This is a messenger RNA of Dreissena polymorpha, 1092 nucleotides long. RefSeq names its product protein phosphatase 1 regulatory subunit 27-like. The coding region runs from base 86 to 601 and encodes 171 amino acids. Gene Ontology annotation, molecular function: enzyme inhibitor activity; phosphatase regulator activity; protein binding. Gene Ontology annotation, cellular component: cytoplasm. The record is from RefSeq and is a predicted model, not a curated record. The transcript has 3 exons. NCBI's taxonomy places the organism in Eukaryota, Metazoa, Mollusca, Bivalvia, Myida, Dreissenidae.
UGAGAGACAUAGCCCAAGGCUAAACAAGUGGCGAAGUAAUUAUUAGUUAUAUAAAUAAGGAAGCCGUUCGAAAAAUAAUGUGACAAUGAGCCGAAGAGCAAGCUUGUAUGCCAAACAAAACCCGGAAGCAAAAAAAGCCAAAGGUGUGCGGUUUUCGGACGAACUUGUGUUUCUGGACAAUAUCAAAGAGAAUGACGUCAAAGCCUUGGGUCUCAUGCUACGACGAGCAAGUCUACAGGUGGACAUUAGUGGAAUUAAUGACUCAGGUCUGACCCCUCUACACCAGGCGGUCCUUGACGGGAACGAGGCUGCAGUGAGGCUCCUGGUGACCCACGGAGCUGACAUCAACAAACAAGACGAGGAUUCGUGGACGCCGCUACACGCUGCCUGUGCAGAGGGACAUGCGCUUAUUGUUCAAUUUCUCUUGGAGAACGGUGCAGACAAAAGUAUAUUGGCAGAUGACGGGGAGCGACCUUUAGAUCUCGUAGAUCCUUCCGACAUGGAAACAGUACGUGUAAUGCUUAGUAACAUUCAACCAGAUAACAACAACCAAUCAGAUGACGAUUUGGAAAAUGACGUCACAGUGCCAGUAACUGGUUAAACAUGGAUAAACAAUUGCCGUCCCGAAACAAAACUGUGGUGAAGUUAACGCUAAUAAUUGAGUUAAAUCAAGUUGACAUUAAGCGAAGGAGUAAAGACGGUUUCACUAUGUUGAUACAUUGUCCAUCAUCUAUCAUUCGAUAAACGGGUAUGCAUCUGUUCAUUGCUAAUAUCAAAGGUAUUAUUUUGACAUUGAUAUUGAUAAUAUAACGCUAUUUCUUAGUCUCAUUCCAUAGACAUGUCAGUCUAUUAUAGUUGGUAAAAAGAUAAGUAAAUCCGAACAUAUGAAAAAAAACGUUACAGGUUUGUGUUUUUAAAUAUAGCUCGGCAAAUUAAUUCGGCACUGACCUCAAUGCAAGAGUUUAUUAAAAUACAUAUAAAAUAAAUAUAGUGUCUUUACUGGAAGUGAUUUGAAUCGACCGCAACUUGCCUACCUGUUAUUUUCUCAAUAACCACGUGCAAAAGGUGUACGAACAAAACCGAAUGCAAUUA